CCGACAGCAAAGGAGACUUCAUCAGACAAACAAGGAACUUCUGUCAUCCGGGAUCAACAUUCAGCAUAUUGCGAAUCCCAGCAAGGAAGUUUACGAAGAUUCAAAAAUAGCUGCUACAAGUUUUUCAGCGAAAAGGAGGAUUUAUCAACCAAUAUAACGACGUUGCUGACAAACAGUUACACUGAGACAUCAGUUCAUCAAACAGCAGAGACGUGGAUUGACGCGGACUCAGUUUGUCAGCGACUGUUUGGACCCGGAGCUCAUUUGAUCUCGAUAAACACAAUGGCAGAGUUUAGCUUCGUCUUUUCCUUCUUGUCGGACUCUGAAAAUGAAUUUUGGAUCGGAUUGACACUCAACAGAACAAAGCAAAUGUUCGAGUGGCUGGAUGGCUGGCCCAUGAGUUUCCAAAACUUUGACGCUGCGAAUCGAGCAAAUGUACCAUUGCAUAAUCAUAGGAAAAAUGCCGAACACCUGCAGCGAAAUUCAAGGAAAGACUUGUGCUACUCCAUGUCACCGAAAUCUGGGAAGUGGCAUUCUAAGGAAUGUCAUGAAAAAUUACCAUUUGUUUGUGAGCUACCAGCUUCAGAACAUGAGAAAGAUUUGCUGAACUCACAAGAAAAGACGAAUUCCCAAAUUUGUCAAAUUCCUGCGUGGAUCGACAUCGGGACGCAGUUUUGCUACUUCGUUGAACGUAUUGACAAGCAAACGUUCCAAGGGGCUCUCAAUGUGUGCCAGUCGGUUAACGGUUCACUAGCAAGCAUUCACGAUGAACUGGAGCAAACUUUGAUUCACCAGCAGUUACUAGAUUCACACGACAUCUGGAUUGGACUUCAGAGAAAUGACACUCUUGGAUAUGAACAUUUCCAGUGGGUUGAUGGAAGCUCCGUCAACUUCAAAUCCUGGGCUCCAGGAGAACCAAGCGACCCUGCAGAAAAAUGCGUGGAAAUGUACGGCUCAAGUGGUCACUGGAAUGACAACAACUGCUUCCACUACAAAGGCUACGUCUGCAAAAUUUCGAAGCCAGCCGUGAAGUGAACAUCUCAUCAAAGAAAUCCUUGUUUUCUAAUCGUGGAAAAAGAAAAGAGAAAUGUAUCUUUGUCGGAAAGAAAAAAAAUUGGCGAAGAAAAUG
Notodromas monacha is the source of this 1129-nucleotide messenger RNA. The record is from the annotation of a GenBank genome assembly. NCBI's taxonomy places the organism in Eukaryota, Metazoa, Arthropoda, Ostracoda, Podocopida, Cyprididae.